AUGUAUGACGUCCUCACGGAUGCCGCCACCCUCGGUGAGGCUCGGAAGCUUCAGCGCCAGCUAACAGGACUCUGCACGGUGGGCGGUUUCCCUCUGCGGAAAUGGUCGGCGAACGAGCCUUCGAUACUUGCUGAAGUGCCUGUCGACCAUCAAAUGCAACGCGAGCUUCGUGAGUGGCGACCACACAAAACCCACGCCACACUCGGACUUCAAUGGCAUCCCGGGACGGACUGCUUCUCGUUCGCCACACGGACUAUCUCGGUGGCGAACAUGACAAAACGAUCAAUUCUCUCCUUAACAGCGCGACUCUUCGACCCGCUAGGAUGGCUGGCGCCCGCUGUUGUGAACUGCAAAAUCGCCUUUCAGGCUACUUGGCUGCAGGGCAUCGACUGGGACGACCCCCUCGACAAAGCAUCCGCCAGACGGUGGCGAGAUUAUCAAGACGAGCUUCCUCUGCUCGAGCAAAUCCGGAUUCCUCGGUGGAUCGGCCCGCGUGCAUUCGAUGGCGGAACUGAGCUCCAUGGAUUCGCCGACGCUUCCGAACGCGCCUAUGCGGCCGUCUUGGAUACGGAAACACCCCACACGCUGGAAGACUUGCCAUUGGAUGUCGCCAACUGGGUGGUCGAGAUCCAGACCACUGUUCUAGGAGCUCUAUGGCAUCACAUCCCUGGUCGGGAUAAUCCAGUUGACUGCGCUUCGCGUGGACUCUCUCCUGGUGAACUGGUGAAUCAUCAUCUAUGGUGGCAAGGUCCUUCGUGGCUCCAGCUUGGGAAAUCUUCUUGGCCAGUUCCAGGCGAGCUGGUUACCUAUGAGGACCUGCCCGAGGAACGAACCCGCAUUCAUGUGGCCGAAGCUCAGCCUUCGCCUGACGAAAAACCCGCUGAGUUGCUGCGUUUCUCUUCGUUCAAUCGACUGCUACGCGUGACAACGUGGUGCCGACGAUGGCUCCCGCGACGAGGAAAUGCCGGUCCGGCGGCGGACAAGGCUGAUCAACUCUCCGGUAAUGUUUUAUCGACAGCCGAGCUGAAGGACGCACGUCUAUUGUGGAUCCGGCUGGUUCAAUCUACCAAGUACAAGGACGUAUUAAAGGCCAUACGACAGGUCCGCGGACCAGGUAAAUCUAGUCCACUUAUCAAACUCAGUCUGAUUUUAGAUUGCCAGGGCAUCCUCCGCGUCGGAGGACGUCUCAAGCACGCAAUCCUGGAUUACGAUGAGCGCCACCCCGUCAUCCUGCCAAGCGAGUCGACGUUCACCCGACUCAUAGUCGAGGCGUGCCACCGUCGGGCGCUGCACGGCGGAGUACAGAUGACCCUGGGGAUGAUUCGGCAACAUUAUUGGAUCCCUCGAAGCCGAGCCCUCGUGAAACGACAAAUUCUUCGGGCCGUGCAUCUGGAGGUCGUAUCGGACUAUACGGCCGAGGCUUUCCUGGCGGAAUUGCGUCGUUUCACCUCUCGUCGCGGAUUGUGCCAGACCAUCCACAGUGACUGCGGGACGACGUUCGUAGGAGCAGACACACAGCUACGGGCCUUCUUCGCUGCCAGCAGUCCCGAACAACAAGCGAUCGUCGGGCAGCUCGCCGCCGACAGCAUUAAAUGGCGAUUCAACUCGCCUUCGGCUCCUCAUUUCGACGGAAUUUGGGAGGCUGCCGUCAAGUCUCUCAAGCAUUAUUUGAGGCGGAAGAUGCAACCCUGA
Formica exsecta is the source of this 1692-nucleotide messenger RNA. RefSeq lists its product as uncharacterized. Lineage: Eukaryota; Metazoa; Arthropoda; Insecta; Hymenoptera; Formicidae. Gene Ontology annotation, molecular function: nucleic acid binding. The transcript is spliced from 3 exons. Bases 1 to 1692 code for a protein of 563 amino acids. The record is from RefSeq and is a predicted model, not a curated record.